Messenger RNA from Guillardia theta CCMP2712, 765 nucleotides. RefSeq lists its product as hypothetical. The record is from RefSeq and is a predicted model, not a curated record. NCBI's taxonomy places the organism in Eukaryota, Cryptophyceae, Pyrenomonadales, Geminigeraceae. The coding region runs from base 1 to 765 and encodes 254 amino acids. The transcript has 2 exons.
AUGCCUAAGGUUGUGGGAAACAGGGCUCUGAUCAUUAUUGAUCUGCAGAACGAUUUCGUGCAUGGGUCUCUUGCAGUGAAGGAAGGGAUCGAUGUAGUUCAUGCUGUCAACGAUUUGCGUCAAAAGUUUGACAUCGUCGGCUUGACCAGAGACUGGCACCCCCACGAUCACAUCUCCUUUGUAGACAAUCAUCCAGGCGCUCAAGUCUUCUCCAGCAAGCGAGUUAAUCUUCCUGAUGGAACGUCCGGUGAACAAGUGAUGUGGCCCAGACACUGUGUUCAGUACACCGAAGGAGCAGAGUUUCACAAUGAGCUGACGGUUACAAACGAAGACUUUGUGGUGUCCAAGGGAUUAGACUCUCGCGUUGAUAGCUAUAGCGGAUUCUUUGACAACUGCAGAAGUUUCGAGACAAGGCUGAGGGCGGAGCUGCGAUCUCGCAACGUCAGUGAAGUUUUUGUCGUGGGCCUGGCGUAUGAUUAUUGUGUUGGAUUCACAGCGCUGGAUGCGGUGGACUGUGGGUUUGUCGUGUAUGUUCUGGAAGACUGCACUCGCGCAGUGGCGGAGGACAGCCAGAAGAAGAUGGUUGAGUCGCUCAAGAAGAGAGGUGUCCACGUCAUCAAUUCUACUCAGAUCCCCGAAAAGAUCGCCAUGAACCCGAGGAAGGGAUUGACGCAUGUGGGUGUCUUCACUUUCUCCAUACUAUCGCUGUUGCAUGGAAUGCAACAUCAAAUAGCCGGGUUCUAUCCCCUCGGCAAAACGAUUUAA